Molecule: messenger RNA, 1222 nt
Organism: Dimorphilus gyrociliatus
Lineage: Eukaryota; Metazoa; Annelida; Polychaeta; Dinophilidae
Source: the annotation of a GenBank genome assembly
ACUGUUUGAAUCAUUUUCGGCCGUUAAAAGAAUCAGCCCGGGAAAACAAGUAAUUACUCGUAUGUUUGUAAGUUUCCUUUUUUGUUAUGUUUUAUAAUUUUGUAUUAGCUAUACCAUAUAAAUAUAUCAUGGUUAUAUAACAUUUUAAGGGUAAUUAUUGCAAGAGGCUGUCGUUAGGUAUUUUGUUAUUUUGUUAACAAUACCUACUCACCUAAUUUCGCCCUUACUUUUCUUUCUUUGUUAUUCGCUUUGAUAUUUAAAGUAUACCUUAAAGUUUAUAUUUCAAAUAUGAAAAAAAACACUUUUGUAUUUGAGAAGAGUGAUAUAGAACAGAAAAAAACUUGAAAUUUGGUGAAUUAAUAUGAAAACGACUGGGUCAUUUGUACCACUUUCACUUUGCUUAGGUUUAGUAUAGGCUCUUCGUUGACGGCCAUCCAAAUUGAAUUUACUCUGUAUUACUAAAUUUCUCAUAAUUAAAAUAUGUUGUAGGAAAUGACUUAAUCUUUUUGUUUUUUUUUCAGAGUAUUAUUUGUGACGAUACGGGCAAGAGGUUUGUAACAGCAGAAUCUCUACCAAGAUGUUUUGCCAUAGGCCUAAAAUGUUUCGAAAUCCUAACGGAUGCUGUAUUUGUGAGACGAAAACAUCCUCUUCAAGAUUUACAGCAAGCAAACCCUACGAAGAACACUUUAAACAGUGUUUCAAUCUCAUACCUACCGAGGAACGAACUGGUCAAAUGUGCAACGCAUGUGUUUUAUUAUGUAAAAGGCAUUUAAAAAGUGGAGGUGUAAAAACUUACGAAAGAUACGUUGGUAGUAAAGCGGCGCCUAGGGGUAGACGAAGGAGAUUGCCACCACCUGAUGAAAAUCAUCGAUUGUCUAAAGGUAAAAAAAGGCCUGAUUUCCCAUCAAAUAGCAAAGGAAGACGGAAAAAGUCUAAACCAAAGAAAAAAGCGUUUGGAGCUCUAUUAGAUCUACAAGAAUUUGAAUUAUCAGAAUCAGAAGCUGAAGAAGAUAGUUACGAAACAAGAGUAUAUUAUACAAGCUCAUAUAUUGAUCUGACUAUAUCUCAACCUCAAAAAACUUGCUGCGGAAUUGUCUUCGUGAAUAAGAAAGGUGAAGUGACUGUUGAUAGUCUUCUUUUAAGUAUGUGGGACUGUAAGUCAAAGUCGAAUUGCUUCAAUGUUAAUAAUAUUUUUAGGAAAUGUCAUUUGGAAGAUGAAUAG